AUGUUUUCGAAUGCAUCUAACUGUGUAUGCGUCUUCCUAGGUACCUACGGUGUCGUCUACAAGGCCCGUGAACUGAACCAUCCCAACCGUAUCGUUGCCCUGAAGAAGAUUCGUCUCGAGGCCGAAGAUGAAGGCGUCCCUAGUACCGCUAUCCGCGAGAUCUCUCUCCUAAAGGAAAUGCAGGACCCCAAUAUCGUCAAGCUGCUAAACAUUGUUCACGCUGACGGUCACAAGCUUUAUCUUGUCUUCGAGUUCCUUGAUCUCGACUUGAAGAAGUACAUGGAGGCUCUCCCCGUCAGCGAGGGCGGUCGUGGAAAGGCUCUUCCAGACGGAUCGAUGAUGAACCUUGGUCUAGGUGAGGCUAUGGUCAAGAAGUUUAUGGCACAAAUGGUUGAAGGCAUUCGCUACUGUCACAGUCACCGUAUACUGCACCGUGACUUAAAGCCCCAGAAUUUGCUUAUCGAUCGCGAUGGUAACCUGAAGCUGGCUGAUUUUGGUCUGGCACGCGCAUUUGGUGUCCCGCUGCGUACCUACACCCACGAGGUCGUUACUCUGUGGUACCGUUCACCGGAAAUUCUGCUGGGUGGACGUCAGUACUCCACCGGAGUUGACAUGUGGUCCAUUGGUGCUAUCUUUGCUGAGAUGUGCACUCGCAAGCCUCUUUUCCCCGGUGACUCUGAGAUUGAUGAAAUCUUCAAAAUCUUCCGCAUCCUCGGUACCCCCAAUGAAGAGGAUUGGCCUGGUGUCACCUCGCUCCCGGAUUACAAAGCUACCUUCCCCAAAUGGAAGCGCCCCGAUGCCCCUCUUGUUCCGGGCCUGGAGGAGGCUGGCCUGCAGCUUAUUGACGCCUUGCUUGAAUAUGACCCUGCGCACCGCCUUUCUGCUAAGCAGGCCUGCUUGCAUCCCUACUUCCGCCAUGGAAGUGCUCACUACUCGGGCCGCGGUUCGGGUUCCGGUAACGGCGUUCACUGA
Penicillium taxi is the source of this 972-nucleotide messenger RNA. RefSeq names its product cyclin-dependent serine/threonine-protein kinase CDC28 (gene nimX). Lineage: Eukaryota; Fungi; Ascomycota; Eurotiomycetes; Eurotiales; Aspergillaceae. The transcript has 3 exons. Gene Ontology annotation, molecular function: ATP binding; cyclin binding; cyclin-dependent protein serine/threonine kinase activity. The coding region runs from base 1 to 972 and encodes 323 amino acids. The record is from RefSeq and is a predicted model, not a curated record. Gene Ontology annotation, cellular component: nucleus; cyclin-dependent protein kinase holoenzyme complex; cytoplasm. Gene Ontology annotation, biological process: regulation of G2/M transition of mitotic cell cycle; protein phosphorylation; signal transduction.